This is a messenger RNA of Peromyscus maniculatus bairdii (prairie deer mouse), 285 nucleotides long. RefSeq names its product 10 kDa heat shock protein, mitochondrial-like. The record is from RefSeq and is a predicted model, not a curated record. NCBI's taxonomy places the organism in Eukaryota, Metazoa, Chordata, Mammalia, Rodentia, Cricetidae. Gene Ontology annotation, cellular component: mitochondrial matrix; mitochondrion. Gene Ontology annotation, molecular function: protein folding chaperone; ATP binding; protein-folding chaperone binding.
AUGGCUGAACAGGCUUUCGGAAAGUGUCUUCUGCUCUUUGAUGGAGUAUUGGAGUGCCACCAAAACCAGGACCAAAGCAUUAUGCUUCCGGAAAAGUCUCAAGGAAAAGUAUUGCAAGCAACACUAGUGGCUGUGGGACCAGGCACGAAAGGAAAAGGUGGAGGGAUUCAGGCAGCCAGUGUGAAAGUUGGAGACAAAGUUCUUCUCCCAGAGAUUAUUAUUAUAGAUGACAAGGAUUAUUUCUUAUUUAGAGAUGGUGACAUUUUUGGAAAGCAUGUGAACUAA